Molecule: messenger RNA, 1015 nt
Organism: Rhizophagus irregularis DAOM 181602=DAOM 197198
Lineage: Eukaryota; Fungi; Glomeromycota; Glomeromycetes; Glomerales; Glomeraceae
Source: RefSeq, a predicted model, not a curated record
CAAAAAAUAAAAUAUAUGGUUUCAACCAAUCAUUGAUAUUUAUGAAGCAUAUUUAUUAUUACUUUUUAAUGCGAAAUUUUAUGGAAAUUGAGGCGCAUGAUAUCCACUUUUUUUCUUUCUCCUUUAAAGACCUUUCUUUUAACCAUUAACAACCGAUGAAUAUGGAUGUAUCUGGACAACAAUCGACACCUUCUCAAUCUCUCAAGCUUCCAAUACCGAGGCUUUCACCAACUUCUUUGCUUACGCCAAACACUAAAUUUUCGGACAUGUUGAUUCCCAAUAAUUGGACACAACAAACUCAAUUACCAAUAAACCUACCUACGACAUGUCAACCCAUGUCCUCAAUGAGCAAACAAAACAAGAGAGGACGUAAACCAUUAUCAAAAAUGCCCGAAACUAAAAAACAUAUCCAAAACUUGACGAAUCAAAGAGCUUUUCGCAGAAGACGCGAAGAUUAUGUUCGUACUUUGGAAAAUAAGGCCACCACUUAUGAGAUAUUAUAUAACGAAGCUCAAAAUGAUAUUAAACUUUUACGAGACCGGCUGAACUUACUUGAAAGAAGACUUGCAAAUGCGCAAACUCAAGGAAAUCAAAAUGAUAAAUUAUGCAACACAUCCGUAUACCAAGAAAGCGACGCUCCUGGUGACACUUCCAUAAGUAAUGGCACAUAUGAUGGUUUGGGAUUUCAAAUAUCCUAAACUUAGCAACUUAGCAACUUAGCUAGGGUCUCAAGUUUUAUAGUAGAGUUUGAACUACAAUAGAUUCACUCGCUCACUUAAAUGUUUGAAAUUCAAUGUGCGAAAAGCGCGCGUACACAAAUUUUUUAAAACCGUGCAUGAAAAAUUUUUUUAUGUACUCUUUCAUAAAAAAAUUUUUGUGUGCGUAAAAAAGGCACACAAAAAUUUUGUAUCAUAAAAAAAUGCGACUUACACAUAAUUUAAAAGUUGCGCAUAUAAAAAUCUCAAAUCAUGUGCGUAUUCCGCACAUGAUUUAAAAUUUGAAUUUCAAAACACCG